Messenger RNA from Chaetomium globosum CBS 148.51, 720 nucleotides. RefSeq lists its product as uncharacterized. Gene Ontology annotation, molecular function: structural molecule activity; clathrin heavy chain binding. Lineage: Eukaryota; Fungi; Ascomycota; Sordariomycetes; Sordariales; Chaetomiaceae. The record is from RefSeq and is a predicted model, not a curated record. Bases 1 to 720 code for a protein of 239 amino acids. The transcript is spliced from 3 exons. Gene Ontology annotation, cellular component: clathrin coat of trans-Golgi network vesicle; clathrin coat of coated pit; plasma membrane. Gene Ontology annotation, biological process: clathrin-dependent endocytosis; clathrin coat assembly; intracellular protein transport.
AUGGCUGACAGAUUUCCCUCGCUGGAUGACUUUGACUCUGGUGCCCAGACUGAUGUCAAGGACACCUCUGAUGUUCCCUCUGCGUCCAACUUUCUGGAGCGAGAGAAGGCGAUUCUAGGCGACGAUGCCACCCAGUUUGCGACAGUCGAGGAUGCCGAGUUCGACGAGGGUGACGACGAUUUGCUAGGUGGGGGCGGCGGCGUUAGCUCCCCCGGCAACAACGCUGCGUUCGAGAGCCAGUUCCCCGACCUUAGCAGCCCUAACGAGGGCGUCGCACCGGGCGGUACCAUCACAGGCGGCCCCUCCGUCAGCUACAACUCGGGUUACCAGCCGCACGCCGAGGAUGAGGAGGAGCCCGAGGUCAUCAAGGAGUGGCGCGAGAAGCGGGACGCGCAGAUUGCGAAGCGUGCCGAGCAGUUCGCCCAGCAGCGCGAGGAGACGGUCCGGGAAGCCCAGCAGAACAUCGACGACUUCUACGAGAACUACAACAACAAGAAGGAGAAGACGAUUGCGCAAACCCGCAAGGACGCCGAGCAAUUUCUAGCCAACCGUGAGGACACCACCUCGGGUGGCACGAGCUGGGAGCGCAUCGCGAAGCUGGUUGACGUGAGCGGGAAGGGCGCCAAGGGUGGUGCGGCUGGGUCGGGCAAGGAGCGGUUCCGCGAGCUCCUUGUGAGCCUUCGGAAGGACGAGAAGGCGCCAGGUGCUGGUGGUUAUUAG